AUUUCUUAUUUCAUAGUGUUCCAUGGUUUUCAUUUGUUUUGUCUAAAUGUUUUUCAUCGAGCAAAAUAUUUAAUCUUCUAUAAAGUCAAAAUUUUUUCAGCUGAUCCGUUUUAUUGCACGAAAAACCAAUAUUACGAGUAAUGAACACGUAUUGGAUUUGUUCCGAAUUUAUUCGCUAGGAUUCAUUGUCAUCACUUUCACUUUUUACGAUUUGCUGUAAUAGUGGUUGUAGCGUGCACCGAGGCGCAAUCGCCAUGGAUGACACCAUGUCGACCCUAACGAAAAUGACCCGCACGGUUAAGAAACUGGAGGUGCCCAGACCCCUGAAAUCAACGACUAGUUCAGCACACAACCGCAACUCUGUUUUGGACGUCAAAAUAAAUUCUGUCGAUGACCUGAUUGUGUUGGCAGAGGCGGUUGCCUAUCAAAUGAUGCAGGGGAACUACGACCGCGCGCUCCAGAGCAACGUGGCCACUAUGUACUCUAAUCUGAAGCUAUAUGGCGCACAGCUUGAAGUGCUCUAUAAGGAUUUUCUGGAUAGGUACUUUGUGGUGUUCAGGAAUGGUUCGCAGGACGAACGGCUCGAUAAGAAGACGAGACUUCAUCUCUUGGAGUUGAUCGAGUUGCGAGCCAAACUGUGGCAGGGAUCGGAUUACAUGAGUCAAUACUACAGGCACCGUGGUACACAUGCUGAGCCGCUGCUGGUGCCGACGAUGGAGGGUUCCGGGGCGGGCGGCUCGGUGUCCCCCACGCUGGCUGCGCCCGCCGAGCCGCCCGCGCUGCUCGCGCCCGGGGAGGUCAUCAAGCCCUCGGGCAAGUUCCCCAAGCCCACCAAGAUCCCCGGCAAGAACUACUCCAAGGACGAAGUCGUCAUUAGAAAUGCUGACUCCGGAAAAGUGAUGGGUAUCAAGGGCAGGAGGGUGCACAUGAUCGAGGAGCUAAGUGAUACGAUUAUAUCGUUUCAGCGAGUGAGCCCCGGAGCUAAGGAGCGUCUCGUGCAAAUCACUGGCCCCAAUGAGGAAAAUGUCAACCACGCGAAGCACCUGAUCGGCGACACGAUCCGCCGCAACGCGUCGCCCGUGCGGCUCGAGGGCGCGGAGGGCGGCGGCCGCGGCUCGCGCGCCUCGCUCGACUCCGCCGGCUCCGACGAGCCGCCGCGACACGAGAAAUCCCCUCACAACUCCAGAGCUCUGCUUCAUAGUUUUUCUACGAAUGAUGCUGCAUUAGGAGAAUAUAAGUAUACUGUGACUUUCGGACCACAUUCCAUUAAGAUCACGGGCAACAAUUUGGAUCUUGUUAAGACGGCGAAGCUAGUGCUGGACGAGUACUUCGAGAGCGCGGGCGCGCUGGAGGCGCUGGGCGCGGGGUCGGGAGACUUCUUCACGCUGUCGCAGCGGCCCGGCGCCGCGCUGCUGCUGCGCGACGACACCGCGCUCAACGGCACCGACGACGACGUGUUCGCGCCCUCCGACCACGCUGGUGGCGGCUCGCGGCAGUGCUACACGUACGAGACGCUGCUGCAGUACGCCGACUCGCCGCUCAGCAAGCUGCCGCCCGCCGGCCUGGCCGGCUUCCCGCAGGAGCUGGCGCGCAAGAGCUGCCUGGAGUUCGACAGCGCCGGGUACCUGCGCAAGGCGCGGCAGGCGGCGACCACGAGCGUGGCGGCGGAGGACGCGGCUGACUCGCCCGAGCCCGAGUAACGCGCGCGCUAGCACUCGCACCACUCGCGCCGCUCGGCCCGCUCGCACCACUCGUCCCGCUCGCACCACUCGUCCCUCGCACGUCGCCCGUGUCGGCUGCCGAGUGCCGCGCACCGGUGCCCUUUGUGUUUACGAGUAUGCUAGAUGAAGGAGUGAGCGAGGAGGUAGAAAUUCUUGUACGUUCUCGUUUCGUUAGCCGUCCGUCAUGUCAAUGCUCUUGUGUGACGAGCUUCACUCUUAACACUGUCAUGUGGACUAUUUUAAAAGUAUUAGCGCACCAAAAUAUUUAUUUUUGUUAGUGGUACCACCACUUAUUGUAUGGUAUACCUCAUUUAUUUCUGUAAAUUAGCUGUGGAUCUGAUUAUAAAAUUGUGAUAACACUAUCAGACGUGCAUGCUAAAUUAUUGUCUCUUAUCAUUGUAAAUUGAGCGGAGUCCACAGUUUAUAUUGAUCUCCCUUGAGCUGUCGCUUUAAAAUCUAUAAGACACGUAAGCAAUGAUAUAACGGAGCCAAACCGCAUUCUUGAAACUGAACUCUUCUUGACGUCCAUUAUUCAAGUAAAUAAUUGUGUUGUAUAUAUUGACUCUGUUAGUAUCGGAAGUCAUACGAGUGAUUCCAUUUAUUUUAAGAAGAAUGCAUGCAUUUCUUUCGUGUGUUUGUAUACUCAUUUUCAAAUUUUCUAGUGUCUAGUCCUGACUAGUAGAUUUGUCGAUUCUCACUAUAUUAUAAGCUUUAUAUUGAGAGUAGGCCUGUCAAUCAACAUUUCAUUAUACUAUGGCAGUUGAAAUGUAGUGAGUAUAAAUUUAUACAUUUAUUUUUUGUUAUUUAUGUUUGUUGUAUUAUUAUUAUUAGAGCUUUUAAAAGGACACGCUGUGCACUAAACCAAAUAAUUGUUGUGAUUCCUAAAAAUAUAUCGUUUAAUGUGGUAGCUGGAGUGAUUGGCAGGCUUUCUUGCGUAUUCAUAUAUAUAUUCACUUGUAGGUUAGCAAUAUCACAUUAACCUAAACAGAAAAAUAUAUUCUUUUGUUCUUUAGUAUAAUGUUAAAUUCACAGUCUGAAUAUCAGGCGUAAUCAUUAGUUUGUUGUGUUGCCACUCGUCAAUCUCGUUUUUAUAAAUUGUAUUAUUUUUUAGUUUUAUUACCAGUGGGUAAGGGUGCACUUAAAGAGAAAAGUUUUGGAAUUAUAUAAUAUAUGCACCAUAUAAAUUAAUGAUCCUAUUGAAUGGGAUUCAAGAGUGGUAUACGUACGUUUCACGUACUAAAUAGUUGGAAAUAUAAUAAAAAUAACAUACUAAAUUGGUGCUUACUGUCUGGGAAGUAUUAUCGUUGAAUUUAUAAUAAAGGUUUAUGUUUACACAUUUGUUUUUAUGUAAGGCAGGCUAUAAUAUUAUGAAAAUUGAUGAUAUACUAAAUUUUCUAAUA
Manduca sexta (tobacco hornworm) is the source of this 3121-nucleotide messenger RNA. RefSeq names its product eukaryotic translation initiation factor 4E-binding protein Mextli (gene mxt). Gene Ontology annotation, molecular function: eukaryotic initiation factor 4E binding; translation initiation factor activity; RNA binding. Gene Ontology annotation, biological process: positive regulation of translation; regulation of formation of translation initiation ternary complex. The transcript is spliced from 12 exons. Lineage: Eukaryota; Metazoa; Arthropoda; Insecta; Lepidoptera; Sphingidae. The record is from RefSeq and is a predicted model, not a curated record. Gene Ontology annotation, cellular component: cytoplasm; RNA cap binding complex. Bases 255 to 1700 code for a protein of 481 amino acids.